AUGGCGAAUGUUCGUCCACAUGAGCCAUUGAAACUGUACAUUGCAGCAUCUACAAACACAAUUGGGUGUAUGCUAGCCCAAGAUGAUGAGAACGGGCAUGAACGGGCAAUUUAUUACCUUUGUCGCGUUUUGACUGAUAUUGAAGCAAGGUAUUCCCCAAUAGAAAGAUUGUGUUUAUCCCUAUACUAUGUGUGCAAGAAAUUAAAGUGUUACAUGGUAGCUAAAUCAGUGAAAGUUGUGGCACAAAUCGACCUUGUCAAAUAUAUGUUGAGUUUUCCAAUGUUACGAGGUCGUUUAGGAAAAUGGAUGCUAGCUUUGACGGAAUUUAAUUUGCAAUAUGUCCUAGCAAAAGCUGUGAAAGGUCAGGUCAUUGCAGAUUUCUUAGUUGAUAAUUCGAAUAAUCUGAAUGACCAGGGGGCAAAUGUACUCGACAUUAAAGUCGAUUAUUGGAAGUUAUAUUUUGAUGGAUCAAAACACAAGGAUGGUGCAGGGGUAGGAAUUCUCAUUAUCUCGCCAGAAGGAAUUCCAUUAGAAUUCCUGUUUGAGCUAAAAUAUCCUUGCUCAAAUAAUAUGGCAGAGUAUGAAGCUUUAAUUUUGGGCCUUGAAAUCUUGAUCGGAAAAGGGGCUUUGGAAGUCCAAAUCCUAGGGGAUUCUCAGUUAGUCUUGAAAUAG
This is a messenger RNA of Arachis ipaensis, 672 nucleotides long. NCBI's taxonomy places the organism in Eukaryota, Viridiplantae, Streptophyta, Magnoliopsida, Fabales, Fabaceae. The record is from RefSeq and is a predicted model, not a curated record.